This is a messenger RNA of Glycine soja, 3083 nucleotides long. RefSeq names its product HBS1-like protein. The record is from RefSeq and is a predicted model, not a curated record. The transcript is spliced from 11 exons. Gene Ontology annotation, molecular function: GTP binding; GTPase activity. NCBI's taxonomy places the organism in Eukaryota, Viridiplantae, Streptophyta, Magnoliopsida, Fabales, Fabaceae. The coding region runs from base 373 to 2736 and encodes 787 amino acids. Gene Ontology annotation, biological process: translation.
ACAUCCAUCCACGUAGGGAAACCAAUCGAUCCCUUGCGCGUUUGCUUGCUUGGAUCCACACACUAAUCAUUCUUCUCUUCUGGACCCUACUUAUUCACACCAUUUCCAUUCACUUUCCACUAAAGUAAGGGUUUCACAAUCUAACCCCUCCAUGCUCCAUGCUCCAUGCUCCAUGCUCGAGAGGGCUAGGUUAACGGUGGCUUAGCACGUAGCUCUAACCAAUGAACCUCCGGAACGGUUAAUUGUUUGUGCCAAACCCACCGUUCCGCAAAGAACGACGUACGAAUUGACGAUGCGAGCCUAGUUUCGUUCUCUGUUUCCCAAAUCUCUUUCUAAUUGAUCUGCUGUAUCGUUUUCGUGCUCAGUGCCACCAUGCCCCGUAAAGUAAAUUACGGACUCGAUUACGACGACGAUUACUAUGAUGAUGAUUAUGAUGACUAUGCUUAUGAUGAUGUUGAUGCAGAAGACUAUGGAGGACCUGAUACAAAGCAAGAGACCAUUAAGCUUGGCCUUUGGCAAUGCUCCAUUUGCACUUAUGACAACGAUGAGAGUAUGACUUUUUGUGAUAUUUGUGGUGUUGUACGCCGUCCCUUGGUUAAUACUGGAACUUCCAACAGUAACAAAACAGUUGAAGACGUAACCAAAAGUCCUGGAGCAUCCAAGUUGGCCAGAUCUCUUUUUCAAUCAUUACAACAACAGAUUGCCAAAGAGACUGUAUUAUUUCCAAAGCCAGAUGAUGGUUUUCUGACAGAUGGCAGUAACUUCUACAAGCUUGACAAUGUCCGAGGAGAAUUUCAUGAAAUUCAUAAGGAUUUUAGUACUCAAAGCCAUCCACAUUUAAACAUAGAUCCUUUCAAGUUCAAUGUUCCAUCCCCCGACGAUGUGGUUUAUACUGGCCUACGUUCUUCCAAAACGGGUUUGAAAGACAAAGCUACAAACUCUAAUUCUCAGCUUUCAUCAAGCACCAGAGAGAAGAAUGAACUUUCUGUACAGUCAAAUGCUGAAAGUUCAGACAACUUAUCAUCCUUAAUGCAAAAGAGCAGACAGGAUAGUUCAACUGAGAGCAAGCUUUCCAAAAAAGUAGCAAUUGAUCUGCAAACAAGUGGUAAAACUUCAAACAGCUUGCCGGAAUCUUUGUCAAAAGACAAAGAUAACAAUAUUAAUAAAAUAAAUUCUUCGAAAAAUGGUACAAUUGAUAUUCAAUCAAGCAAAGAAAAGUCAGGUAGUUUGUCUACACGGUCAAAAGUCAAGGAAAGUGAUAACAUCAGUUCCUCUUCUAUCAAAGAUGGAAAACCUGAAAGUAUUUCCAGCAGUUUCAGCAACAUGGUUGUCGAUGUAAGAUUUGGAAAUUCUGAUAACACUAAUGCUAAAGGAACUCACUCACGUGUUUCUUAUAAGCCAGAAAAAUGGAUGCUCCCUGAACAAGCUGAAGAUACAUUGACUCAGCUGAAUCUUGCAAUUGUUGGCCAUGUUGAUUCUGGAAAAUCAACUCUAUCUGGUAGGUUACUGCACCUAUUGGGACGGAUCUCCCAGAAAGAAAUGCACAAAUAUGAAAAGGAGGCCAAGUUACAGGGCAAGGGAUCCUUUGCUUAUGCUUGGGCACUUGAUGAAAGUUCUGAAGAAAGAGAACGGGGAAUAACUAUGACAGUGGCUGUUGCUUAUUUUGACACGAUGAGAUAUCAUGUUGUUGUGCUCGAUUCCCCUGGCCAUAAAGAUUUUGUCCCAAACAUGAUUUCUGGGGCAACACAAGCUGAUGCUGCAAUUCUUGUUAUAGAUGCCUCACUUGGUUCAUUUGAAGCUGGUAUGGAUGGCAGCAAAGGGCAAACAAGGGAGCAUGCACAACUUAUCAGAAGCUUUGGUGUUGACCGGGUUAUAGUUGCUGUAAAUAAGAUGGAUGCUGUUGCGUACUCCCAAGAUCGAUUUGAUUUUAUAAGGCAGCAGCUGGGAGUUUUUCUCCACUUUUGUGGUUUCAAAGAUUCUUCUCUAUCUUGGAUUCCCAUGAGUGCCAUGGAAAAUCAAAAUUUGGUGGCAUCCCCUUCUGAUGCUCGUUUAAAAAACUGGUAUGGUGGACCUUAUCUAUUAGAUGCAAUUGACUCUCUCCAACCUCCUACUAGAGAAUUCUCAAAACCUCUACUAAUGCCAAUAUGUGAUGUCAUCAAAUCAACUACACUUGGACAGGUUUCUGCCUCUGGUAAACUGGAAGCAGGAGCUCUUCGGAGUGGAUCAAAGGUCUUGGUUAUGCCUUCAGCUGUUGUGGGAACAGUACGCUCAUUGGAGCGUGACUCUAAUGCUUGUACUGUUGCAAGAGCUGGAGAUAAUGUAGCUGUAACGUUGCAAGGUGUGGAUGGAAAUCAUGUGAUGGCAGGAGAUGUACUAUGCCAUCCUGACUUUCCUGUUGCAGUUGCUAAGCAUUUGGAGUUGAAAGUGUUAGUGUUGGAUGGUGCAAGUCCCAUAUUGGUGGGCACACAGUUAGAGUUUCACAUACACCAUGCAAAGGAACCUGGCAGAGUUUCAAGAAUAUUAUCAGUACUUGAUCCCAAGACGGGUAAGGUGACCAAAAAGUCACCUCGCUGUCUCUCUGCAAAGCAAAGUGCAGUAAUUGAGGUGAUUUUGAAUGAGACAGUCUGUGUGGUAGAGUUCUCUAGUUGUAAAGCUCUUGGAAGGGUAUCCCUAAGAUCAAUGGGAAGAACGAUUGCUGUUGGAGUUGUGACAAGAAUAAUUGAAGAACAAGGUUAAUUUGUGCUAUUCAUCAUAUAAAAUGAUGAUAACAAGGAGGGAUUCUCAACAGACCAUGCAUCUUUGUUUGCCAUCCUAGCCUGGAUUAAGUUGUGCUCCCAGACCACAGGCAGCUAUAUAACUCUCGAUGAGGUUUAUGGGUUAACACGUGAAUUAUCAAUUAUGUAAGAAUGGUGAAGAUUUUUUUGUAUGUUUUUCACCAUAUAUGUAUCAUAAGAGAGCGUGCCUUUUCAAAAAAUCUAGACUUGUGUAUCAUAGCAACUAGUCGAACGAAGAGACGGAAAAGUAUACGAGGGAUGCAAUUGCUUUUAUUCUUUAAUGCCUAGUCUUCAUUAUAGAUUAAUCUA